This is a messenger RNA of Anguilla rostrata (American eel), 10906 nucleotides long. It is a transcript of the gene gramd1bb, whose product is annotated as GRAM domain containing 1Bb. Gene Ontology annotation, molecular function: cholesterol binding; cholesterol transfer activity. The transcript is spliced from 22 exons. Gene Ontology annotation, cellular component: endoplasmic reticulum membrane; plasma membrane; endoplasmic reticulum-plasma membrane contact site. Gene Ontology annotation, biological process: intracellular sterol transport. Bases 1997 to 4300 code for a protein of 767 amino acids. The record is from RefSeq and is a predicted model, not a curated record. NCBI's taxonomy places the organism in Eukaryota, Metazoa, Chordata, Actinopteri, Anguilliformes, Anguillidae.
GUCCUAAUUGAAUAGGAGAACUGAUCUUGGAUCAUUUUGCUUUACAGCUCAUGAUGCUUAGGCUUAGCAUAGAGCCAGGGAAGACCUGAUCCUAGAUCAGAAAUUAAUCACCCUUGCUCUGUCAUGCUUUAUGAAUUUUGGACCUGAUCUUGUUUUGCUUAAAUCGCCUUCGGUAGACGUGUACAGCUGAACUCUGACCUCACAAGGGACUGGGUGUUCAGUUUUGCCAUCUAAAAAAGCCCUUUUUGGGUUAAUAUCUCUGGGAGAUGUUCCGGUUGAGUUGAAAGGCUUUGUGGACUAGUUCAUUCUGGACUUUGGACACCUCCAUAAUUGGCUCGUCACGGGUUAUUUAUGUAUUUGAGUUUUGUCACAGGUUAAUUUUAGAAGAGGUGAGGAGUAUUUUUUCAGCAGUACAGGUUAUUUACUCUAUUAGAGCUGCUUGCUCUUCAAGUUCCUGGUGCAGUGACUCCUUUGUCCUCACCUCCCUCUGUAAAUUUCGGGAAUUAUGUUUUCAUCUGCAUUCCAACAACGUAUGACGAGUUUGCGUACUAAUGUAGGUUCUUUUCUUCUUUCUUUCUUUUUUGUUAUGAUGCAUUUACUGUCGCCUUUGCUUUGGCUUUUCUCAGCUUGAUUUAAGGUUUUUGGUUAGUAACCUUAAAGUAAACUUCAAAGUAAAAAGUAGUGCAUUUUUCACUUUAGAAUAUCAUUUAAUUGCAAUGUACUGCUAUUAGCAUUUUCUAAGCUGUCAUCCACAGUCCUUGUGGCUAUCCAUGGUCCUUUUACCCUUGGGUUGCAUUGUAAAUUGAGACGGCGCAAGAGCAACAGGAGGUACUUUUAAAUGCAAAUCCCGGUGAAAAUAAGGAACUCAGCGUGUCCCAUCACCGGCACCUGUUGCCCGUGCGGAGCUGGGGCCUUGGUCAUUUAAAGCGUGGUUGGUGUUUGCAUGCGGCCCCGUUAGUGUGAUAGAACUGCUGGCUCCGGGCCUUUGACUGACGGCCGUGCCAGAGCGCAGCUCUGAAUGUGCCGACGUAUCCUUCCGCUUAGCGGGAGGAAUUUAGCUGUUUGUUUUUCGUUCCUAAUCGCUGUUCCAACUGUGUGGCCGAGUCCGCUGGAAAACGAGCUUGUAACACUACAGUUCCCAAGCUUUUUUGGCAGAUUCGUUAUUCAAAUGAACUGUCUAAAGGGCCAAUCCUCUUUUAUUCACCAUUACUGGCUCACCUGGAACAUGGCUCCUACAGAAAUAUGAUCUUUUAUCCUCAUCUGAGAUCACCCAACAGGGUGAACGCAACGUGCGAGAGGGGAAAUGACUCUUAAAUGGCGUGUGGCGCCAUGUUUCCUGGCGUGAGUUUUUGUGUGCGGUUUUCUGUGUGUGAGUGUGGGUGAGUGAGUAAGGGCAUGAGUGUGUGUGCAUGUGCAUACAUGUGAGUGUGAGAGGGGGUGUAAAAACAUGUGGAUCGCUGGUUUGAUUUUAAACGGGUGGGGGAGUGUAGAGUGACCUGGUAGACGGUGAUGUCAGCCACUCCAUUCAUGAAAAGCAUAAAUAAUUGAGAAGCUGGCAGGCAGCUGCAGUGAGCAGGAGCUAUUAUGCAAAGUGACUGCCAGUUCUCUGCCUCGCUCCCCCUCUCGCUCUCUCCCUCUCUUUCUCCGAGUAUCUGUGCAUGAGGAGGCAGAGAGUGAGAGAGCGAUCGUGAACAGUGGAGAAGAAAGGCGAGUCACUGGCUUGGAUAAAGGCGCUGGAUUUAACGGAGACAGGGAGAGAGCAGAAAGAGGGAGAGAGCAGAAAGAGCGAGAGAGAGAGAGAGAGAGAGGGAAGAGAAGCGCGGACGGGGAAGCGUUUGGAGGGGAAGCCAUGAUCGGGGCUGCCGUCGGGGGGUCCACUCGGCUGUCGGCAUGCUCCGCUCCGUGAUGUUCCAGGAGGCAGCCUCCCUCCCUCCGCCUUCGUCCUCCUCCUCCUCUUCCUCCUCCUCCUCACCGCCACCACCUCACCGCUGGCUGAAUGAGUGAUGUGUCAGAGGGGCCCUUAGCGUCCACACGGUUCUCCAUGGCGACCAGCACUGCCAGUAACUCGAACCGGAGCACGCCCGCUUGCUCGCCCGUCCUUCGCAAACGCUCACGCUCGCCGACUCCCCAGAGCUUGGAGGGCGAGACCAUGGUGGAGAAGGGCUCAGACCACUCCUCUGACAAGUCCCCCUCGACCCCCGAGCAGGUGGUGCAGCGCAGCUACUCCGUGCAGUCUGCCCGAGGCAGCAGCAAGAACUCCAAGUCUCACAAGCGACUUUCCAAAUAUGACAGGCUAAACCUCAUAAAAAAAAGCCAGAGCUGGUACAACCAUGAAAGACAACAUCUCUUGAGAGUGUUGAGUCCCACAUAUAAGCAGCGCAAUGAGGACUUCAGGAAGCUCUUCAAACAGCUCCCUGACACGGAGCGGCUCAUCGUGGAUUACUCCUGUGCCUUGCAAAGGGACAUCCUCCUACAGGGGCGGCUCUACCUCUCCGAAAACUGGAUCUGUUUCUAUAGCAACAUCUUCAGAUGGGAAACGCUGCUGACAGUGAGGCUGAAGGAUGUCUGCUCGAUGACGAAAGAGAAGACCGCGCGCCUCAUCCCCAAUGCUGUUCAAGUUUGCACCGACACUGAGAAGCACUUUUUUACCUCGUUUGGGGCCCGGGACAGGACGUACAUGAUGAUGUUCAGGCUCUGGCAGAACGCACUGCUCGAAAAGCCGCUGUGCCCCAAAGAGCUGUGGCACUUUGUGCAUCAGUGCUACGGGAGCGAGCUGGGGCUGACCAGCGACGACGAGGACUACGUGCCUCCGGACGACGAUUUCAACACCAUGGGGUAUUGCGAGGAGAUCCCGCCAGAGGAGAUCGAGGUGAAUGACAGCUCGUCCAAGAGCAGCGCGGAGGCCAAGCCAGACGCCAGCCCGCUGCUGCCCAAGAAGUCUCUCACCACCAGCACGCUCACCUCCAUCAGCAGUAGUGAGACGGCCAUCUCUUUCGACCUGCCCCCAGAGGAGUACAUAGACUGCCUUCCGGAUGAUGACCUCCUAGCCCUCCCACUGGCUGAGGAGCAGAGCAGCGAGCUCAGCGUCCCCGUGCCCCUGCCCUCGCUGGACUUCAACGACAACGAAGACAUCCCCACCGAACUCAGCGACUCCUCUGAGACGCACGAUGAAGCAGGGGAGGUCCAGGCUUUCCAUGAAGACCUGAACGGUCGACAGUACAUCAACGAGAUAUACAAGUUCAGCGUGGACAAGCUAUACGGCAUCCUCUUCACAGAGUCUCAGUUCAUGAAUGACUUCAUGGAGCAGCGGAGGUUCUCAGACGUGGUGUAUCACCCUUGGAAGAAGCUGGAUGAGGGCAACCAGACUAGGGAAAUUAUGUACACCAUCUCCCUCUCUAAUCCGCUGGCCCCCAAGACCGCCGCUGUCACGGAAAUGCAGACGCUCUACAAAGCCAGCCAGGAGAGCGAGUGCUACAUCAUCGACGCUGAGGUCAUCACGCAUGAUGUGCCGUACCACGACUACUUCUACACGCUCAACCGCUACAUGCUGACACGGGUGGCCAAGAACAAGUGUCGCCUGAGGGUUUCCACCGAGCUUCGCUAUCGCAAGCAGCCCUGGGGGCUGGUCAAGGGCUUCAUCGAGAAGAACUUCUGGAGUGGCCUGGACGAAAACUUCCGCCAUCUUGAAAUUGAACUGUCUAAGAUGGAGGAGGGGCUGCUGAUGGAGCCCCUCAGGCAGUCACCGAAAGCCAAGGCGACGAAGACGUCGACGUUGCGGCGUAGGAAGCGGCCGUUGGUGCACCUCCGCGCCCAACACCUGGAGGAGGUGCUCAGCCCUGUCACCACGCCAACCGACGAUGAGGUCAUCCACCGCAUCAAACAUGUGGCAGGUUCCACUCAAACACGGCACGUCCCAGACCACGUCCCAGGUGGCUUUGCCCUCUACAGCGUGUCCAAGCUCCUGUUAAUCAUCAGCUUUGUUUUGGUGUUGCUGGUAUUCCUGAACAUGAUGCUGUUCUAUAAGCUGUGGAUGUUGGAGUACAGUGCCCAGAGCCUCACCACUUGGCAGGGCCUCCGACUUCACGAGAGUAAACUGCCGCAGACACAGCUGGAGUGGGCCCAGCUUCUGGAGUCGCAGCAGCGUUACCAUGACACUGAGCUGCAGAAGUGGCGGGAAAUCAUCAAAUCCUCAGUCCUGCUGCUGGACCAGAUGAAAGACUCUCUGUUGAACUUGCAGAAGGGCAUUGGCCUGAGGGACUACGGGUCAGAGGCCGAGGAGAAGAGGAGCCGUUACCACUGACGACCGGUCCCCAGGCUCGAAGGGGAAGCUGUGCAAUACACAACUGUACAUGUAUAGAUCUGCGUAGAGCUGGGGAGGUGGGCCCGGCGGGGCGGAGGAACCCACCGCUGCUGCUGCCGCCCGCUCCGGUGACCGGCUCUCGCUCCCGACCUCUGACAGGAAACGCCCCCGCCGCCAACAGGAAGCGGGUCGCCCCCGGGAACACGGGAAGAGGGCAGCAGCGCUCGCUUCGGGGUCGCUGCUCCUCCUUUUCGUUUUUUUAUUUGAUCUCUUUUCUAGCGUUGUACUGUAAAAGCUGCUAGCUAGCACACUCAGAGAUAGAGGAAGGAAAUGCACACUGUAGCUGUAAUUCUGUCCUAAACCUGUUUCUCGUGAGGAAUUUUAGCUCCACUCCUCUUGUGCAGUCGUCUGAGAGAUGAACAGAACAAAAGAGAAAUCAAGAUGAAGCAAAGGGUUUCUUUUAGCCCACACCCCCAUCCCCCCUGACCCCCCCGACCCCCUGACUUUCAGGACUCCCUUGACUGUUCCGAACUGACCUUCCCCCUCAAGGCUUAUACUGCAGUAUCCCUUUUUUACAUUUUCCAAAUGUGGGACCAGGUCAAUUACCUUAGUGGUAUUGGGGUAACUGAACAAUCUCUGUACGAUUAAGAUACCAAUGCACAAAAGAAAUCAUAAAUAUACAGAUACAUAUGGUAUAUACAUACAUAUUAUAUAUAUAUAUAUAUAUAUAUAUAUAUAUAUAUAGUAUAUAUACAUUAUUUGUCAAUGUAAUGUGAGUAUAUAGAUGGUAUCUAUCAGCUUUUUAUUUUUUAAUGGAUAAAAAUAAUUUUUACCAGGUUUCCACGAAGCAUCAGGGGCUGGUUUCCCUGACGGUGGCUUACCAGGGUGUUGUGUAUAUAGGUAUUUAUAAAAACACAGCUAAGAAUUCUUCUUAAAUGUCUGCAUAAUUAGCAAUUUCUUUCGUUUGGACCUCAAUCAAUCGUAUUAUGUUGGAUUUGUCAGGAAAUGUGCCGCAAGUGCAGAUGCACCUCACACAAAAAAACCAUGGGGCCUUACUGCCCCCCACUCUCCCCUUCUUUCUGCUCCUCCUGCCCCCACUCAAGUUACUGGGGUGUCCUUUCGGUCAUCUGUGACGAAUUGGACAUUCCCAAGGGCUCCAUGAAAACCACUGGCCAUUCCAUUAGCAUUAGCAUGUGUCACGCUAGCAUUCGCGUCAAUGGAACCUCUCAGUGAAAUGGUCUCACUCCCAUCUCACCGCCAGAACUUUGUAUCAUAACUUUGAAAGUUUCGGGGAAUCUUGCAUAACCCAAACCUUCAGAAUGCGAUAUAUUCUUUUCUGGGCUUUCCACUAUGUUCUUUAAAGGACAGUGCCACAGGGAUUCAUUCUCAAGAGCUGAUCUGUGGAGAGAGACAGUAUAAAGGAUGCAUCCUCCUAGGUGUUUUAUUUGCAGUGGUUCUACUAUUAUAACCAGGUUGUCUUGAGCCCUCACUAAUAUCUUUUAGAACAUUUUAAAUUAUGAGAUGGAAAAUCACAAGAAAUAUUUGCACAUAUAACAUAUAACAUAGGCACAACUGAGAAUCUACUGCAAGUAAAUGAGAGGAAAUUGAUGUUACGCACAGUAUUUAUUGGAAGAAGCAAGAGUGCAAGAGUUAUUGAAUGAAAUGCAUUCAUCAAAAAUAUUGAAUCACAGUAAUAUACCCCAAGUUUUGCCUUGCUACUUUUGCACUGAUGAAUGGGCUCAGGUUGAGUCCUGUAUUUCCAACUAAAACAAAUGUCCUCUUAGCUUGAGGUUCCUCAUGGCGCUGUUUUAGGUCCCCUUUAACCUUCCUGUUUCCAAAAGAUGAUCAUGUACCCUGCUCUUAUUGAGAAAAGGUUAAAAGUGCAUCUGUACUACAUCUGUAUGCUACGUACUGCAUCUGUACUACAUCUGUAUGCUGCAUACUGCAUCUGUACUUCAUCUGUAUACGUAUUUGUAUACUGCAUCUGUAUUAGUUUUCCAUACAUGGGAAGAAAAAGCAAAUUAAAGUAAAUUCACAUUCAUCAGAUUUGGCCAAGAGAAAUGUGAAAAAGUUCUGCUAUUGAGUUAUAGAGAGUGAAGACAGUGCAUCGGGCAGCGAACUUAUCAAUACCAAAUCAUGAGCCUCACAGCUGUUUACAGCUGGAAGGAAACCACAGUGACUGAAAUAUCCAAUCAUUCUUAGCUGAAAAGGGGAUACUGCAGCCAGACUGUUUGGGUGACCAGUGUAAUUAUGUGUUUGACUAAACUGUGAAUAUUGUUCUUGAAAAUGCUUGAAGAAUGAAAAAGAAUAUAUGACUUAUAUUUUAUGUAUAUGCAUAGUGUGUAUAUACACAAAUACAUGAUUAUAAUGCAGAUAUUUAUUGUUAAUUUAUGUAUAUAGAAAAACUUAACAGAGCUCUAGCAUGGAGAAAUUUGAGGGGAAAAGAAGUGUUUAGCCUGUGGCCUCGAGAGUGUUGCCUUGACAUGUCUGUGACAUGUCAAGGCUGAAAUGUGCACUUUCCUACACAUGUUCAUCUUCCUUCAUUUCGUAACGCAUGUAGACUAGCAUUGCCGAACUGCCUUUUUUUGUGCUCACACAUCUGGACAUAGCCUUGCAUUUAGCCUCCCAGCCUUCCGUUUACAGCUGGCGCCAUUAGGACAGUCCUGCCAUCAAAGCCAUUACCAGUUGGGGGCAUGUCGUGCUGGCAACCGCUCAGUUUCUAUUGGACAGCGUGCCCAGUAUCAGGGGGACCGCCCCCACUCUGUCUCAAAACGCUUAAAAACUACCCGAGGUUCAUCAUUGAGUCUCUGAUCACAGUGAGAACGUUCCGAAUUAAUAUGGCCUCUUCAUCCCGCCAUUUUCCAACAUGCUCUUGUGCCCUUUUUUUCUUUUUUCCUCUCUCUACUUGGUUCCAUUCCCCACUGUGCUUAUAGUUUCAGACCCUGCAAAUGUUGCUUGAGAAGGGCCUAUUCACCAGUCUGUUUGAAUUUUGGCAAGAUACGAUUUGUUUUUUGCAAAAUCAGUCCAGGCAGACUUUGUGCUAGUCGCAGUAUUGGAAAUAUGUGCUCUCCACAGAACACCCCUUAAACCCCCACUGAUUAAUUUUGUGUGAUGAUGCCAGGAAAUGUGAACAGUUGUUUUUAUUGUGAAUGUGAAAUCAAAACUAUUUUAAGAAAACGUAUUGCUUUUUCUUCACUGGUGAAUUUGGUUUUGACCACAAACUGCAUGUAAACAGAUCCACUUGACACUAGAAGGGGUUGUUGGGACAGCCAGUGGAGUCUUGCUGUUUUGGGUUAAAUGCAAUCUCUGAUGUCCGUAGAAGGGAAGGCUGCUUGUUCAACCAGAGAGGGUUUCCUUUGCAUCAGGAAUCCUGUGUCCAACCAUAAAUGGAGGGGUUAGCAGAGUGGUUGGUGUACACUCUGAGAUGUGUUCGCCUCCUUCACAAUUUGUGCUUUCAUAUUGUACUCAAUGUCUUGCUCCAGUUGUAGAGACAUCUAGAUCAUGAUGUGUACUAUAUCCUUUAAAAGGAGCAUAUGUUCCAAAAGUAAAAUCCAGUCCCAUAGCAGCGUGAAGCUUCUCAAAAUGACUCCGACAGGAAAUUAGCGCCUCGGAAAAAUGUGACACCUUAAGAUUGAUGCUAAUGCAGGCACGUCGGUUCAUUGUGCUUUGUCCCAAAUGCAAUAAAUAAAUGACUAAAUAUAGACAUAAACAGUGUCAAUACAAGCAAGACUGAAUCAAACAUGGAGCAGAAAUUGGUGAAAUAUAGCCUGAUGUGAUUAGUGCUUCCUCUUGUUCAGUGAAUUGGAUGUUUUUUGAUGUUGAGGACAAUUGAUGCAGAACGCAACCUCUCUGGUGUCAGCUCUCAGUCUGCCUUUUUACACUUUUGCUUCUGGGUCUGUUUAACAGCAUCAUGUAAACGGGAUCCUUUCUUGACGUGUUGAGUGACUGGGACAAUGAAAAUGUAUUUAUAUGCGUCAUUACGUAUUCCAGGUCACUACUGCAAUCAGCAAUUCAUCUUGGGUUUGGAAGCGAGAGUAGUAGGCCUAGUUGUGUAGAUUUUUUUUAAAAUCUGUGCAGCAUUCUCCUUUAGUCAAUAUCAUAAUGAAAGCCAAAUCUUUUCUGUCUGCCCCCCUCUCAUCCCACCCCAAAGAUUUUUCACCGAGUUGACUUCAUGGUUGCUGACGCUUUUAAUCUGGCCAUCCCGUCAAUCUCCUGUCAACAACGCUUCUCCGUAAAAGAGGCAACUCGGCGGCCACGAAUGUAACCACGAGCACGAAGAAAGAUUAAACGAGUGCACUUUAUCCACCUUCGGGAGGAAGAAAGAGGGAGCGCUGAGAUGUACAGUAUGCGCCGUUAAACGAGGAGGCCGCGGGCGUUUUAAUGAGUACGGUAUUGCCCUCCUUACCGAAUGGCUGUGCACUCUGCUGGCUGUUAGCGAUUUAUGACUAAGUAACGGCGGAAACGGUGACAUCGGGGAAUUUGUAAAUCCUGUUGCUGCGUAGUUCAAAAACGAGUCGGCGCAUGAGCAUCCGCCACAGAAUGUAACAUUGCACCCUAGAGGUAGAACCGCAGUUAGAAGCCGACGCGCGGAAUAGAACAAAGAACAAAUCGAUACGGUGAAUAUGCCUAAUUAAUGGCCUGGUAUUGAUGAUUAAUGAUAAGACCAUGACGACUCUCACCUCAAACACCUGUGCGUUCAGACGUGUAUUUCAUAUUAAUUUUAAUGCAUUUACCUUGAGUAUCCAGAUAGUAUUGAGGAAUCUCCGAUUACAAUAUUAAUUUUAUUUAAAAUAGCACAGGAACAUAAAUAAGUAUUAAGCUUUUUUUUAUAAUAAUGGUAGCAAUCAGUAGUCACAAUGGCCAGUGUUGAACCCUUAGGGAUGUGUAGGCAUGAUGGUAUUGGGAGUUCUCUCUCUAAUCAGAAACUGUUAUUCCGUGAAUCCGUUACAAAUGAAAUGUAGAGGGGUGCUGUAUUAAAAGCAGCCCAUGCCUCUGUAUUAAUAUAACUCAAUUUUCUCAAGCACUGACAUGAUUCAUAAUGAGCAUCUGAUGUUAUGGUCCCAAGGUAAUUACACUGUAAUAAUGAAAGAGUGUGACGAAUGCCUGAGAGUGCUGGGUACCUGCUGAGUAAGUGCAACUUAUUGCGUCAUGAUGCCUGCCUGCCGAUCAGUGCGUACCAGGCGACAUGCAGAGGGCCGCAGUUCAGACCAUGGCGCUCAGAGAUUGGGGGGGGGGCAGUGGUGUGUCGGUAGCGGGGGGCAUGGAGUGGAUCAGUUCUACGCUUGCUUUGACGUGAAACAGAAUGGGGUUUGCGGUGUGCGGUGUGCAGACUUUGCAAGAGAAAUUGUGUUGACCUUUCUGCUUUUCAAAAGAGACAGUGGGACAUGAAAUCUGUAUCCCCUUGAUUAUCCUUUGAAUCUGAAGUUCUGAAUAGCACUGGUUGGAAAUGUUUCUGUUUUAUAGAAAUUAUCACUUUUGCAAUCACGUUUAUGUUCAGUACACUUUAUGAUACACCAAGACUAUACAACACAUAAAACUAUAAAUAUAUUUACAUAUAUAUUUAUAUAUAUAUAUAUAUAUAUAUGAAAGUGUGAUUGAUGAAAUGCUUUAAAACCAGUUCAUUGUUCUUGUCUAUAAUAUACCAUCUGAACUCAGAUAAUGAAAACAAAUUUAUUUUAUUUUACCUUUUUUGUUCAUUUCUGCUACUGUCUGUAAGGCAUUCGGUAUUGCAAGGAGUAAUUGAGUGUUUGUGGCAGCAAAAAGUCAAAUGAACCACCUUAUAAUCCUGGCCGAACAAAUGUUUAAAUGUUGGCCACUUAAUUAGAAAAAGGUAGCGCGAAAUUGGCAAAUUUAAUUUCACUAAAGAAUAACUAAUGUGAUCAGUCUGGUGACUGGACAGGAGAGCAAAUGUUCUGGAAGGGCUAUUUAUUCACUUUAAAUAUUGUUUAUUUUCAGAAUACAUUUUCAAGCCAUUUUCUGAACAUUUGCAGACAUUUUGAUUUGAUUGUUAAAUAAAUUGCGACUCAGAUUGUGUAAAUCCUAAUUUACAACAUUUUGGAAAAGACAAAGCUGACUGGUCAGUUUGAUUAUUGUGUACAUUGGAGAUAUUCCGGAGCUUCUCUGUUUCAGAUGCAUUUCCAUGGUAACCUACGAUUCCAGGUGCUGUCUUAUAUGAAACACUCUGUUGACACCAUCAUUCCAUCUUUCCCAGCAUACCCAAACACACACAUCCUCAUCUGCUUUUAGACACAUGCACACACAUACACAAACGCCUAUACCUACAAGCACUUGCAUACUCUCAUACAAACACACAUAUGCACAUACAUACAUUUCUGACAUGGCAACAUUAACUGGUUUGUGUGCAGAACAAAACUUUUUUUUUUUUGUUGGUACCAGCUUGAUCUAUAGAGACAUAGUUAUAAAUCAGAUACAUGCAUACACUGUAUGUAUAUGCUGAGAACAUAAAUGGAAUCAUGUCGAGAAGAGAAUAAAUCUGUGCUGUGCACAGGUUUUGCUCCACUGAAUAUCAACCAGAGACAGAAACAUUCUGCUUUCAGGGUUGUGUGCGGUAAAAAAGAGAGGUGUGAAUAAAAUGGAUUGAACAAA